GUAAACACGAGCUCUGUAUGCUUUCGUGAAAUAUUUAUAUAGAAAGUAAAUUAUUUAUAUUUGCAUUCGUUACAUGCAAAACAUGGUAUACUUACACUUUCCAUCGAAUUUAACAGAGGAAGAGUUAAUGUUACAAGCGAAAUAUAACAAGCUUAAAAGAAAGAAAAAAGCUUUGCAAGAUUUAAAAGCACCGAAACAAGAAGUUGAACGUGUGCCACAAGUACCAAAACGACCAACAGAAGCAAGAGAUGCCAGGGAAGUUGCUAAGAAAUUGAUUAAAUCAGGAGUGAUUACAGCUCCAAAGACUCCAAAAAGACCAGAACAAUCAUUUAAAAGGCCACGUGGAUUAGUAAGAAAAUUGAACAGCACAGAGAAAACAAUUAGCUCUUAUCAACCGUUCUCGGCGACACAGAUGGAAGAAGAAGAAACAGAAGCUGUACGACCAAGAGUCAAAGAUUUAUAUGAUAGUUUUGUCAGUGCACAAGACACAGAAGAUCGUACCACUGGUGAUACACAAUCACCAUUGAAACAGGAAAUGAAACCACGUGCAGGGAACACAAUAUUUGUAUGUGGUUACAAAAUAUCUGAGGAUUUCUUAAAGAAACAUUUUCAGACAUUUGGAAACAUAAUUAAUAUUUCAAUGGAGGCAGAAAAAAAUCGAGGCUUUGUGACAUUCGAUAAAUCAGAAGCAGCUGAAAGGGCAAUCAGUGAAAUGGAUGGUAGCAUGGUAUCCUCUAUUCAGUUGAAAGUAUCAUUAGCACGAAGGCAACCUAUAAUAGAACCUAUGAAUGAUGUUACAUCCAGUUUGAUGUGGUCACCUAUUGCUGCAAAUUAUUCACAAAAGAGUGCACACAAAGAUAGGAGAGACUUGAAAGUGUACGAGGAAGAUCUUUUCAUGUGA
Dufourea novaeangliae is the source of this 901-nucleotide messenger RNA. RefSeq names its product negative elongation factor E (gene Nelf-E). NCBI's taxonomy places the organism in Eukaryota, Metazoa, Arthropoda, Insecta, Hymenoptera, Halictidae. Gene Ontology annotation, biological process: negative regulation of transcription elongation by RNA polymerase II. Gene Ontology annotation, cellular component: NELF complex. Gene Ontology annotation, molecular function: RNA binding. The record is from RefSeq and is a predicted model, not a curated record. The transcript is spliced from 3 exons. The coding region runs from base 74 to 901 and encodes 275 amino acids.